Osmerus eperlanus (European smelt) is the source of this 1036-nucleotide messenger RNA. Its product is annotated as apolipoprotein A-IV-like. Lineage: Eukaryota; Metazoa; Chordata; Actinopteri; Osmeriformes; Osmeridae. The record is from RefSeq and is a predicted model, not a curated record. The transcript has 5 exons. Gene Ontology annotation, cellular component: blood microparticle; high-density lipoprotein particle; extracellular region. Gene Ontology annotation, molecular function: phosphatidylcholine-sterol O-acyltransferase activator activity; phospholipid binding. The coding region runs from base 39 to 806 and encodes 255 amino acids. Gene Ontology annotation, biological process: phospholipid efflux; positive regulation of lipid biosynthetic process; very-low-density lipoprotein particle remodeling.
AGAUUGACCAGCACACUCACACAGUGUAACAGAUAACUAUGAAGUUGCUUGUGGUGCUUGCACUGGCUGUUUUCACAGGUUGCCAUGCCAACCUAUUCUACGCUGAUGAGCCAAAGCCUCAGCUGGAACAGCUGACUGAUGCCUUCUGGGACCAUGUCGCCAAGGCAACCAGUACAGCAGAUGAUGUCAUCCAGACAAUCAGGAAGAGUCCUUUUGGGCAGGAUAUUAAUGCCCGCAUGACGAACACAGUUCUCUUGGCCAACCAGUACGGCGUUUCCCUGCAUAAACGGGUAUCUCCUAUGGCCAAGAACCUGAUGUCACAGAUUACCCAGGAGGUGGAGGAGAUCAGUCAGCGUUUGAGCCGUGACCUCACGAGGGCCCAUGAGACACUGGAGCCCUUCAUCGAGGAGAUGAAGAUCCAGGUCCAGCAGACAGUGGAGCAGCUGAAACAGGAGCUGGCCCCUUACGCAGAGUCCCUGGACUCAGACGCCCUGAGAGCCACCCUGCUGCAGAAGAGCGAGGAGCUGAAGAUCAGCCUGGACCAGAGCGUGAAGGAGCUGCAGGCCCAGCUGGGCCCCUACACUGAGGAGCUGAGGCAGAGAGUCGACCAACGUCUGCAGGAGUUCCAGAAAAGUGUGGCCCCCCUGGCUGAGAACCUCCAGAGCCAGCUGACCCAGAGAGCAGAGCUGGUGCAGCAGAGCCUGGCUCCCUAUGCUGAGGACCUGAGGGAGAAGCUGGACCCCUACGCCCAGGACCUGAAGGCCCAGCUCACCUCCCUCUACCAGAGUUUCUCCAACACCAACUAAACCUGUAAUCUUAAACUCCAGUUUCAUCCUAAUGGCACUGACAAAUGAUAUUGUCCCAACACAAUUCCCACUGUUAUUAGAAACUGCAAAUGCUGAGUUUACAAACUGAACCACUUAGAAGCUAAACAUUUCUUCUUUUUAAAUUGAAAAUGUACGCCAAUUCUUAACAUGAUGUAUUACAAAAUGUUGAGAUAAAACUCAAUAAAAAAGACCGUUAUGUAUAUCGAUAA